Durio zibethinus is the source of this 2387-nucleotide messenger RNA. Its product is annotated as two-component response regulator ARR8-like. Gene Ontology annotation, biological process: cytokinin-activated signaling pathway; phosphorelay signal transduction system. NCBI's taxonomy places the organism in Eukaryota, Viridiplantae, Streptophyta, Magnoliopsida, Malvales, Malvaceae. The record is from RefSeq and is a predicted model, not a curated record.
AUUAAUGCACUUAUAUCUCUCUCUUUUUAUUUAUUUAUUUAUUUAUUUAUUAUAUGAGUUUGUAUAAAUUAAGACCACCUCUCCCCGUCGUCUCUCCUUAAAAAUCUCCCAUUUAGAUUUAUUUCAUUAUUUUAUUCGUUAUUAUUUGUCAUUCUGUUUUAUUUUUUUUCCUCCAUUGCUUGCCCUAUAAUUCAAUUUCAAUCAACUUGUAAAAUUUGCAACAUUUGGGAUGAAAUCUGGUCGGAUCUUUCCUUGUGGAGUUUUAUUUCAAUACGAACUCUUUCUCUUCAUCACCACCUUCCUUUGAACCACCAGAACGAAUAAAAAACCAACCCCAACCUCUGAAACAAACACACGAAACAAUCUUUCUCAAUCUCAGCACAAUCCCAUUGCUCUCAAUACAUAAUCUGUCUUUGGUUUUUCGGAUUGGAUCUUGAGUUGGAACAAUGGGCAUAACAGCAGAAUCACAGUUUCAUGUUCUGGCUGUUGAUGACAGCAUCAUAGAUAGAAAGCUUAUUGAGAGGCUACUUAAAACCUCUUCAUAUCAAGUUACGACAGUUGAUUCAGGCAGUAAAGCUUUAGAAUUUCUGGGUUUACAUGAAGGUGACACAAACGACCCAAAUACACCCUCUGUUUCUUCUAACAAUCACCAGGAAGUUGAAGUGAAUCUUGUUAUUACAGAUUACUGUAUGCCUGGCAUGACAGGCUAUGAUUUGCUCAAGAAAAUCAAGGAAUCUUCAUCUCUAAAAACCAUACCAGUAGUUAUCAUGUCAUCUGAGAAUGUCCCUUCAAGGAUCAGCAGAUGUUUAGAAGAAGGUGCAGAAGAAUUUUUCUUGAAGCCAGUCAGGCUAUCAGAUUUGAAUAAACUUAGGCCCCAUAUGUUGAAAACCAAAUUCAAGGAUCAAAAUAAAAAACAAGAGAAGCAAGAAGAAAAAGCAGACUUUGAAUCACCAAAACGACAAGAAAAAGAAGAAGAGCAGCAGCACCAGGAACAAUUAUUGCAACAACAAUCCAGCAAUAACAAGAGAAAGGCCGUAGAGGAAGGGCUUUCACCCGAGAGAUCAAGGCCUAGAUACAGCGGUAUCACAACUGUGGUUUGAUGAUCUUGCCAAAAAGAUGUCACAAUUUCUCUUUUUCUUUUGAAAAUGUAAUUCAGGUAAAUUUUCCUUUUUUUUUGGGGGGGGGGGUGUUUAGAUUUUUACUGUUGGUAUACAGGCUCUGAUAGAAGUGUAGAGAUAGAGUGGUUUCAUGUAUACAUCUUACAUGAAAAAGAAAGUUGAAAAUUCCCAAUUUUGUUGUGCUAAUUGAAUUCCCUAGACAAGAAAAAUAAAAAAAAGUGUAAGAUAACAGUAUGAUUUGAGAUGAUGAACUUAUCUUUGGAUUGGUGAUGCAACGGAACUGAUUGGAAAAUAGUAUGUCAGCCACACUUUCUUAUGAUUGAGAACUGAAUGGAAAAAAAAAAAAGAACAAUGGUUUAAAACCAAGGUCGUUUAGGGCCUAGAAUCGAUACCGUUAUCCGAGACCUUGGUCCAAUGUAUAAUAUGAUGGAUAGGACAAUGCACAGCCGAGGAAAGCUUAUUCAUCACUUGAAUUUUUUUGUUUUUUUAAUCAUUAGUCAUGAAUGGAGGGUGGAAUAUCCAACGCUGAAACAGCUCACAGUUUUCAUCAAAAGGAAUGGACCACAAAUCAUGUAUGUUGGAGCUUUCUUCCCUCAAAAACUGGAAUUGGUCGGAGGCAUCACCUUUGAUUCUGAAACCACUGACUUUUACACGAAACGGGAAGAUGAAAUCUUUGGUCUGAUAUGUUUUCUUGAUUUCGGGGCUGAUCAGGACCUUGUAUUGUAACUAACGCACUCAAAUGCUCUGACAUGAUUUUCAUCCUACCUUUAAUCACAGCCAUGGUCAUCCUAUCUUCAAUUCUCAAGGAUUUCCAUAUAUAUGAUACAUGUUAAGGCAGAGAGAGAUGAGUUUUAUUACUCUUUUAUUGGGGUUAAUAAUAAUUAUAUAGAGAGUGUUUGUCCUAGGAACCGAGUUCCAAUACUCCCCAUAACUAACCCCAGUUACCCAGUCAGUCGGGUUUGCUCUACUGCUCCAACCCAUAGCACACAUGGCAGCAGCCUACACCAUUCUUCUGUCAAACAAAAUUUGAAAAGUUAAGCUGAAUUUUUUGGGGUAUUUUACAAUUUAAUGUAACAUUUAAUAUCCUGUUGUAAGAUUUCGAUCAUUAAAGAAACUCCAAGGGAAUUUUUUUUUAUUAGCUUUACUUAACCUUCAAUUUUCAUAUGAAUCAUAAUUCAUAAUAAGUUAUAUUAUUAAUUGUUUUAAUAGGAAUAAUGUUAUUCAAAGUUACUCUACUAAAAUAGUCUUAAGAAUAUUAUUUGUUGAUCA